GUCAGCGACAAGCGGACGGGGCCGGCGGGCGCUGCCUCCGCAGGUCCCGUCAUGGAGGCCAAUGUCUCCUCCGAUCUCUGGAUGACCAGCCCUGGUCCUUCUCCUGCCAAGGCCAAGCCUGACCUGAACGCCAUCAUGGACCUAGUCCAGGUCGUCUUCUACACCGUGGUCUUGGUGGGGGGCUCGCUGGGCAACGGGCUGGUGAUCUGGCUCACGGCUCGCCGGGCCGGCCGCUCCGUCAACUGCGUCUGGUUCCUCAACCUGGCGGUGGCUGACUUCAUCUUCUCGGUCAGCCGGGCGGUGCCCCUGGUGAAGAACGCCUUCUACCGCAGGCACUGGCCCUUCGGCGCCUUCCUCUGCCAGGCCACCAGCUUCAUCAAGUACCUCAACAUGUUCUGCAGCGUCUUCCUCUUGGCGGCCAUCAGCCUGGACCGCCUGGCGGCCGUGGCCUUCCCGGUGUGGUCCAAGAACCGCCGGGGCCCCCGCCUGGCGUGGGCGGCCGCUGCCGGGGCAUGGGGGGCAGCCGCCGCGGCCAGCCUGCCCUUCUACCUCUACCGCAAGCUGGUGCCAGAGGGGAAGACCAACGGCCUCAAGUGCUCCUUGACGCUGGGAGAAGGGCCCAAGCUGACGCUGUAUCUCCUCCGGCUGCUCUGCGGCUUCCUGGCCCCCUUCGCCAUCAUCCUGGCCUGCUACGGGGCCUUAGCGGCCGUGCUGAGGCGGCGCCCGGCCACCGUCCGCUCCAGGAAGCCCUUCAAGGUCAUGGCGGCCAUUGUGGUGACCUUCUUCCUCUGCUGGGCCCCCUACCACCUCUUCCUCCUCCUCAAGCUGGCGGGCGUCAAGGGCCAGGCCAUGGCCGUGGGGCUGCCGCUCGCCUCCUCCCUGGCCUAUCUCAACAGCUGCGCCAACCCCGUCCUUUACUUCUUCAUGGGGCUGGAGUUCCGCCGGGCGCUGAGACGGACCACCUUGGCCGGGGCCUUCCGCCGGGCCCUGCUGGAGGACACGGCCUACUCAGUCAGGUCCCACAGCCGCAGGAAGGAGGCAGCUUCCUCCAUUGACGGGCUGGCCCAGAGCUCGGUGUCCCCCAACCUGGCUUGAGAGACCCCGAGGGAGCGGGGCCUGUGGGGCCGAGGGAGACAGGGACUGCGCGAGGUGGGUGCCCUGGCACGGCCGGCGGUGGCGAAGAGAGCAGUGCAGAGACAGAUGCCAAAGGAGCCCCAGCCAUCCCACCGCAAACACCAAUGUGCUUCUUCCCGGCCAGAGACCUGCGGACGUCCCCAGAGCGGGGACAGCAGCAAAGAGGGCUACACACAGCCCUACAUACACACACACACACACACACAGACACACACACAGCGCGUCCCCCACCCCCAGCCUUUCUCCAUCCCACUACCCCCACCAACGUGAGUGCAGCUGUCCUAGAACCAGACUCCUCCAUCCACCCCCAAAGCACUCGGAGGAAGAGCUCCACAAACACAGCCUCAGCCCACCCCCAACACACACAGCCCCUCCCACGCCCAGCCACGAGGUACCCCACCGGCCCCACCAAUGUGCCUCUGAUUCACUUAGGGAGUCCAGCCAGGGGACCAGGUUGUCCCAGUGGCAGCCUGGUCUGAGUCCCCACAAACUCAUACCAUGGAUCGUCCCAUUAAAACAGCUUCUCCUUGAA
Mauremys reevesii (Reeves's turtle) is the source of this 1666-nucleotide messenger RNA. RefSeq names its product chemokine-like receptor 1. Gene Ontology annotation, biological process: positive regulation of cytosolic calcium ion concentration; chemotaxis; inflammatory response. The transcript is spliced from 2 exons. NCBI's taxonomy places the organism in Eukaryota, Metazoa, Chordata, Testudines, Geoemydidae. Gene Ontology annotation, cellular component: plasma membrane. Gene Ontology annotation, molecular function: G protein-coupled receptor activity; complement receptor activity. The record is from RefSeq and is a predicted model, not a curated record. The coding region runs from base 52 to 1095 and encodes 347 amino acids.